AUGUCUGGAAAGAAGAGCCGCAAUCAGACCAAGAAAUCUGAGUCUCAGUCAGGACAACUUGGUCAGGCUGCCUCCUCGACACCAACGAACCCCUCUGCUCCGGGCGCUGCACCUCGCCCAAGCCAGCCUCGGCCAGCUGAUAGCCAGUCAACGUCUGUCCCCUCGACCGCGCCAACCACAGGGCCCCCAGGGCACGCCGGCUCGCAAACUCAGCCAACCUCAGGCCAGCGACGCUCGUCCCUGAACCCAACCGCGCGACCGUUUCAGCCGGCGGCCUGGUCCACCCCUGCCGCACCACCCUCGCUCGCGAGUCUUCCACCAGUUCCGGCCUCGUCUUGGUUCCCCCAGCAUGGUACACGAAGCCGAGUGCAGGGAUGUUGGCCGCUCCGUCCGGAACCGCAACAGACAUCAUCAGCCCAGGCUGCACCUCCCGCUCAGUCUCAAGCCCCACAUCCCGGCCGGGGUGGGCAUGUACAGGGAGCCUGGCCGCCACGACAAGAUCAACGGACGGCUUCGUCUGCAAAGACUGGUUCCGGACGCCAAACCAGUCCUGGCAAGCCUCAAACUUCGAGGAACGGCCGAGCUCGGUCGCCCCGGCAUGAAAACCCUCCGCCUGCUCCUCGCCACUUUAUGCCCUCCCGAGCUGCCCUGGCUUCUGGGGAGGAGGAGACGGCCGAGAACGCCGCUCUUAGGAAGGAGAUGAGCGAGGCGAUGGGAUUCUCCGAGAACUACCAGGGAAAUCCCUACGCGCCGAGGAACCAGGACCCUGACAUCCCGGAGGAGGAGAACUGCUCCUUCUGGAUCACCAAGCUCCCUACCAGCACUACGGUCCACACGCUACUGGGCUCCAUCCGGGGUGCCGGCCGCGUCUAUGCCACGCACAUCAACGAGCCCAUGCUGAUCCACGGCCGGAUGUACCGCGCGGCCAAGUUGAGCUUCUUCGAGCUGCAGGCCGCCCGCCGCUUCUGGGCCUCGUGCCAGCAGCACGGCAAGCGGGGCAACUAUCGCAUGCGGGUCGGCCGCUACUGGGUGCAGGUCCAGUACAACCGGCACCUUUCCGCCGAGGUUACUGUUCCCCAUGCGACUCGCUGCAUCAUGGUGCAGGGCCCGGAGUCGUGGGUUCGCUUGGACAACCUGCAGCGGUUCUUCGAUGCCCGCUUCAUGUACCAGAUCGACGACUUGAGAGUCGUUGACGAAGUGAACGGCUACCGGACGAUCGAGGUGCGGUUCGGCAGCUGGCGGUCGCAGGCCGAGUCCGCGAUGCAGGCUGUGCUCCUGGACAGCCCGGAGAAUGUGGUGGCUUGGUAUGUGCGGGACCCUUGCGAUGUCUGA
Molecule: messenger RNA, 1332 nt
Organism: Thyridium curvatum
Lineage: Eukaryota; Fungi; Ascomycota; Sordariomycetes; Thyridiales; Thyridiaceae
Exons: 1
Coding region: 1-1332 (443 amino acids)
Source: RefSeq, a predicted model, not a curated record